Entrophospora candida is the source of this 475-nucleotide messenger RNA. Lineage: Eukaryota; Fungi; Glomeromycota; Glomeromycetes; Entrophosporales; Entrophosporaceae. The record is from the annotation of a GenBank genome assembly.
AUGUACAAUUCUACAUCUCCCAUUUCUUCCUUCACACCUUCCUCACCUACUUUACCCUCUUCAUCUUCCUCUUCUAAUAAUAAUAACGAUAAUGUUGAGAACAAUGAUAUUAUAACAUCAUCACCAAUUUCUAUACAAAAUCAACGAUUAUCACCAAUUCCAUUACAACGAUCUUCUUCUUUACAAUCACAACCUUCGUUAUUGAUAGAAAGACCAAACACGCCAACUUAUACACGUAAAUCAACAAGACAUUUAUCACAACAAGAGCCUGAUACAACUGCUAUUUGGGGAUGGAUCUUAUUAAUUCUCACAUUUGUUAUAUUUGUGUUUAGUAUGUAUGCCAUUGUUUUUAGCAAGCUCAUACCAGAAACCGGAAAUAAGACAUUGGAUUUGAUUAAAAAAGAUGAAUAUUAUUGUUUGUUAAUUCCACUUACUUUACCUGUAACCAUAUAUGCUAUAUUUUGGAAUUGGUUAG